This is a messenger RNA of Gopherus evgoodei (Goodes thornscrub tortoise), 1410 nucleotides long. It is a transcript of the gene TMEM273, whose product is annotated as transmembrane protein 273. The record is from RefSeq and is a predicted model, not a curated record. Bases 92 to 487 code for a protein of 131 amino acids. Lineage: Eukaryota; Metazoa; Chordata; Testudines; Testudinidae. The transcript has 6 exons.
ACGUGACCUGAGUUGGUGGUUGUUUUUCCACACUGCAAAAGAAAGAAAUCCAGCAAGCUUAGGUGAAAUUGUUGGGUCACUGAAAGGUACAAUGAUCCUCCAGACAAGCUGGAUUCCUGUCCUAACUACAUUUCUGCUUCUCUUACAUUUCUGGAGAGCAAAGGUCUCUGCCUCUGGAACAUCCGAGGAGGAGGUAAUAGACCCCAAGUAUGUUAUCAUAGGAGUUACCCUGGGAGUCUUCCUAGCAAUUGGUUUUUUAGCACUAAAGAUCUGCAUGAUCAAAAGGCAAUUGAUUGACAAUGAUUUUGUAGAUUCAGACAACAGAGUGGAUAAAAGGUCACACGUGGAAUCAGCUGCGAUGAGGUAUGUUCUACAGAAGGAGCCAGGUGGGAAGAGCUCAAGAUCCUCCUCCAAUCUGAUACAGCAGGAAUUAGGGGGUGAAGGUGGUAAUACAGAGUCUUUGGUGGCAGCCUGGAGUCAGAUAUAAAGAAGCUGGGGAGUAUUUCUAAAACUGCAUCCAGAGAAGUCAUCAAUUCAUAAGAACAGCAAAAUACAACUGAUCUCUAGCCAUUUUGGAAUGGGGUACAUUCAGACGGGACAUUUAACUACUGCUGCACCUGAUCUCUGCGUCAAUGGAAGACCUUUGUCCAUGGGGCUGUCUCACCAGCCCCAAAUUCAAUUUUUUUGAAAAAGUGAACUGAGUAACUGAUUACAGGAAAGGCUUUAUAGUGUGCACAACCUAAGGUUAUCUCUGCACUCAAAACACAUUGUGCACUCAUAUCAUGUGCCUGAGGGGAAUGCAUGAUGGAAAUACACAUGAGAUAGGCUUUGUUCAUUAACAGGUCCUGUAUGGGCUAUGAUAAAUAUGAUUUUUUAAAAAAUGAAUGGAAUCAAAGGUCCCCCAGAACUAGAGAUGGGUUCAAGCAACAACGUUCAUUUGUAUUGACAUAGCAAGCACUUCAGAAAUGGAGCUGAAGGGAGAGAAAACGGCAAGCGGGGUUGUUCAGUCUAUUGCAAAUAUAGGGGCCAUUUGCAAAAUGUGAAGUAAGAUUUAGUUUUUGAACACCAGCAUGAUGCAAAAGCUACAGGUGUUCUGAUCUGGGACCUCAAUUCUGUAACUGAACUAGAAGUAAUGGUAGAGAAAAUGGAUUAUUCAUAUUCUCUCUUUAAUAUAUGUUAAGUGGCCUUUGUUUUCAUUUUAUUUAUUUUUUCCUGGGAAUUUCAGUUUUUAUUACAACAACAAAAGGAGAUGAAAAUCAGUGCAAAAAACUAUUAGUAGUUUUCUGGGUAAAUAUCUGGGUCUAUUUUGGUGGACAGAAAGAUGGAGGGGAAAGUAUUCAAUAGAUUAAUGCUUUGAAUUCCGAUCAUCAAUGUGGUUUGCUGCCAAACUAAAACAGAACUCAAAACACA